Messenger RNA from Panicum hallii, 921 nucleotides. RefSeq lists its product as uncharacterized. The transcript has a single exon. Lineage: Eukaryota; Viridiplantae; Streptophyta; Magnoliopsida; Poales; Poaceae. The record is from RefSeq and is a predicted model, not a curated record. Bases 326 to 640 code for a protein of 104 amino acids.
UAUUAAAAAAUCGCGUGCAGCCGGCCGGCUUCGUAUCCGUCGCAGGCACACAGGCAGACAUGCCCCGCCUUCGCCGCGGCCCGUACCCCCGCCCCACGCUGCCUCUCGCGGUCACGGGGACGCCGCGGGCGCCGGUCCGCUCCCUACAAACGUGCCACGGCCUCCGCUUGCCUCUGUGCUAGCUCUGCAGUUGCAGCCUGCCGCCGUACAACACAAGCGCGCGCGCCGGCCGCUCCCCUCUCCAUCCUUCCCUCCGGCCAGUGGCGUUCAGGCGCGCAGGCGUGUGACGCGCUCGCUCGUCUGGCUCGUGCCCGGCGGUUGGUUGAUGAGGCCCGCGCGCCGGGGCGGGGGUGCGGUGGGUGCCACGGCGCGGGCGCUCGUCCUGCUGCUGUUUCUGGUCCUGCUGAUUGGCAGCCGAUGCUCGGAGGCCAUCCGAGCCGUGCCGCGCAGUUCGGCGACGGGCGGCGAUGCGAGGAAUCGGAGCCACAGCCACGGUGUCCGGGUGGCGGUGCUGCCGAGGAAGGCAAUGCCGCUGCCGGGGACGCGGCGGGUGCCCGUGUUGCUGGCGCCGGCGGGCUCCGCGGAGGAGGAGAGCAAGCGGCGGAUCCCGAGCUGCCCGGACCCGCUCCACAACCGGUGACAAGACCAUGGCCAUUCUUGACUGACGACACUGCUACUGCCCUUCCUGGAUCAAGCAUUUGGUUUCUUUCUAGGUUCUGUUCUUUCGAAUCUUUUGGGAAUCUUUUGAGCACUUGUUCUUUUACUCGAUCUCACUGUAAUUUCUAGAUCGACGAUGCUGGGCCAGGUUUGAAGGGCUUUGUAUUGGAAGAAUCUCCCAAUCCAUUCCUCCGCCGCCGGGCUGGAUCGAGAUUCUUCGCAUACAAAGCCCUACCUGCUAGAUCCUGCUGCCUGCUGCCGCCU